AAUGACCUCGCCUACCAAUCAGAUCUCUGCUCACCCAUUCCCUGGCCGCUGAUUGGAAGAUAUUAACUCUCUAACGGUUAAUAAAGCUCUGCGUUCACACCGGAAGUCAGUCGGUGGACAUACGGACUUUGUGAAUUUAUAGAGAUGGUGGUGAAGGCUGUUUGCGUGCUGAAAGGAACCGGGGAAGUUACCGGGACCGUAUUCUUUGAACAGGAGGGUGACAAUGCUCCAGUGAAGCUGACCGGGGAGAUUUCAGGUCUUGCCCAGGGGGAACAUGGCUUCCAUGUCCAUGCCUUCGGAGACAACACCAACGGUUGCAUGAGUGCAGGACCCCACUUCAACCCCCACAGUAAGACCCACGGAGGACCCAGCGACGAUGUCAGGCACGUAGGGGACCUUGGCAACGUGACUGCAGGAGCUGACAGUGUGGCUAAGAUCAACAUUCAGGAUGAGAUACUGACUCUCACUGGACCCCACUCUAUCAUCGGCAGGACAAUGGUGAUCCAUGAGAAAGCUGAUGACCUGGGGAAAGGAGGCGACGAGGAGAGUCUGAAGACGGGCAACGCUGGUAGUCGCCAGGCCUGUGGUGUUAUUGGAAUUACCCAGUAAACACCCCCCCCCCCUUACUGGGAGAACGGGGAACCACUAGCCACAGCUUGAAGACCACCCCAACCCCAGUGGAAGCUCUGUAACCCUACAUCCACCCUAUCUCCCCCCCUACCUGAACCUGUAAAGGCACCUCAUGGACAUCUGACAGAUGGCUUUCCCAAAAACAAAGAUUCUCUGCGGAUUUAAGGAUUCUUUGUCCAUUGCCCAUGGACUUUAGUGGUGAAGAGAUGUUUUUGGGAAAUUCACCUCUGAAGGUGUGCUGGACUCUGAGGGCUUUAAACUCAGGGACACAGCUAGGAUGUUGAGUACAGAUCUAAUGUGCGCUAGGAGGCUGUGACUAGGGGUUGAUGGGAGAGGGGGGGGGAAGAGAUGUAUAUCUUUAGACUAUUGUCUGUACAUAUUAGUCCUAGCAUUGUUGCUUCUGUCUGUAAUAAGUAUGUGUUUAUUCUUCUACGCUGUCGCAACGUUUAGUAUGGAAGCUGUAAACAUGUGUUAUACAUUAGGUGUGUCUGAAAUGACUUCCUAUGUUGUUCACUACUUUUAGACCAGGGCCUGUAGGGUCAAAGUAGGGAAACUAGAGGGGGGGCCUUCUCAGACACACCCAUGACGUUCAUUGUACCAAGCUGCCCAAUAAAAACCCGUCGGCACUAAA
Salmo salar (Atlantic salmon) is the source of this 1261-nucleotide messenger RNA. RefSeq names its product superoxide dismutase [Cu-Zn]. Gene Ontology annotation, molecular function: copper ion binding. Gene Ontology annotation, biological process: superoxide metabolic process. Lineage: Eukaryota; Metazoa; Chordata; Actinopteri; Salmoniformes; Salmonidae. The record is from RefSeq and is a predicted model, not a curated record.